Molecule: messenger RNA, 603 nt
Organism: Pectinophora gossypiella (pink bollworm)
Lineage: Eukaryota; Metazoa; Arthropoda; Insecta; Lepidoptera; Gelechiidae
Exons: 1
Coding region: 1-603 (200 amino acids)
Source: RefSeq, a predicted model, not a curated record
AUGCCUGGAGAUGAGGGUGAAAGCAGAGGAAGUGGAAGCAAUGAUGUUCCAUCCGAACUCAAUGCAGUAUCCGUCACGACUAGGAUUCCAGAUUUUUGGACGGACCAGCCGCGAUUCUGGUUUGCGAGAGCUAACGCGAUUUUGAAGCCGAAAAAGUUAGGCGAUGAAGCUAAUUUUGAUUUACUCAUUUCUAAAAUGAGUAAGGACACACUAACGGAAAUCACGGAUUUAGUUUACAAUCCGCCAGCUACUGGAAAGUGUGAGACCCUGAAAACACGUUUAUUGGCUUUGUAUGAAGAUAGCAAACAUGAUAAAAUUAAGAAGCUAUUGCGAGACAUGGACUUGGGAGAUCAGAGGCCGUCACAGCUUUUACGUCGCAUGAAAGAUCUGGCGAAGGACAAUUUUCCGGAUAGCACACUCAGAAUUUUGUGGGAGGAUCAAUUACCAUCGCAAGUACGAGCAGUUUUAGCGGUCACGGAAUUGACAGAUUUAGAAGCUCUGGCCAAAGUUGCUGAUAACGUUUGCACAGCUAUCAGACCGAUACAGAUUACGGAAGUAGCUCAACAAACUUCAGCGCAUAGUGAUAGUACUACCAUGAUUUAA